AUGGCGUCGCAAGGCGAUGCGACGCUUCCCGCGACGCGCCGCGCGCGCAAAUCCAUAGGAGGAACCGUCCCGACAAGGAAGAAUGGCGAAAGGGAGAAUGUGACGGCCGACAUGAGCAGCGCUACUGCCGCCUCUCGCAAGAAGUCGAGAAGCAAGAGCAUGGGUCCUGGCGGUCUAGAUGGCCUUAAGAUGGGUAAUGGUAACCGCAGAGCUUCCCUUGCCGUUUAUUCGGGGCCACCCCCGCGGUCAAUCCUCAAACCUACCAUACCCCUCAUUCCCGAGAUUCCGUCUUUCAGGCCGAAACCGACAUCAGGGAACGGCACGACGGAUAAUGAUGGUGCAGGGACUAAGAUUGCCCUUCGGACGGAGGAGGAACAGCAGGCCGCCGCACGGGAGCGGGAAGAGCGCGAGCGCGCCGAGUUGGAGAAGGAGAUCAAUGAUCGAAGAGAGGCGCGGAGGAAAUCGCUAGCGAACCGGCGCGUGUCCUUUGCUGCCGAGGCGACUCUACACACCUUCCACGAGAUCGAAUUUAAUCAAGAUUCGACUACUUCGACUGAUUCAUCACACCGCGCGUCCUCUCAUGCGGCACAAUCUCCUAGCGCUUCAACUCACGAACACCCCAGCUCAGACCCGCCCUCCACACCCCUUGACCACGAUCACCAAUAUGCAGCCGAGUCCCCGGCCAAGCAAAGGGAAUCACAUCAGCGUAGGCGUCGACGAAGUUCCGCAGUGUCAUCAGUCUAUUCGGAAGAGGAUACCAUUGCUUCUACCGUAUACGAUUCGGACUUUGAGAAUGCCGACGGCGUUGCCGAGAUUCAGGGCGAGGAGAUGACAGGCUCCAGCGACGACGAUGACGGCACCAUGGUGACUGUCGACGCCGAGGAGGUAACAAUGGCAUCGGUGACAUCAGGCCAAUCCGGUCUCAGCGCUGAUUCUACCGGAAGCUUGGACGAGAAUCUCCGGCUGGCGGCCCGGAGAGCUGCGACUCAACAUGUAAACGACGAUGAAGAGGAGGUUAUUGCAGGCUUUGCGGGUUGGGGGAGAAAGAAUCACUCACAAGAAAGCAUCGCCCAAAACAUGGCCAAAGAGCAAAAUGUGCGGAAUGGCAGUCCUGAUGCUGAAGACCAAGCCGACAUGGAAAUGGACAUGGAUGCCGAUAUGGAGAUGACCAGCGCGGUUGGUGGAAUUAUACGGCCCCAGGUCGGAUCACCGACGAGGGACGCAGACGAGGAUGAGGAUAUGUCCAUGGAGGUAACCAAGGCCUUGGGAGGAAUCCUUUCAAAGCCGGCCCCUGGAGCACGCCGCAAGUCUGCUAGGCUUAGCUCCCAACAAAAGCCGGACAACUUUGGCGAGCAGACCAUGGAAUUCACAACAGCCGUCGGGGGAAUCCGUCAGGGGGCGCUACUAGAAGAAAGCGAAGGCGAGAUUGAUCCUAACGAAGACAUGUCCAUGGAAUUCACUGCAGUCAUGGGAUCCCUCCUGUCGCGUGGCUUCGCUAAGAGUGGCGCACAAAACGGCCGUCGAAGGACAAUUGCUGAGGAUAAUGAGGAGGGCGCUGAGGGUACGAUGAUGGACAUGACUGUGAACGUUGGGCGAAUUUUACCGGCAGAAGCCGAAAAGGACGGCGACGGCGACCAAACCAUGGAGAUGGAUAUUACGAGGGCAGUUGGCGGCAUCAUACGAUCUGUGUCUGCAUCCGAGGCGCGGACAGCAGCUAGGAAAGCAAUGGAGCAGGAAGCCGACGAGCCAGCACCUUCGGUUACAGCGACUGCUGAACUCGACAUAUCCCCGAAACUGCUAGCCCCUUCAACUGCAGAUGAGAACAAUAGCUCUGGUCCUUCUCCAUUCCGAGGCAAAGGGCUCCGUCGUAGCCCACCUCGCGCAGUGUUCCCGGAGCCGAGGUCUCCCAUACCGCCCAGUAGUUCCCCAUUUAUGGGGUCACCAUCUCCCAAAAGAAACGCACCACCAGCUUCUAGGAGUCCCGCGAGGACGCCGCCGCUGACUAGGAGCCAGUCCAGCUCGCCCAUGCGCACAGCAUCCUCGCCGGCCAAGACUACGCCACGGUCACCGUUGAAGCAAGGGCUUUUCCAGCAGGAUCCCAGUACUGGACUUAGCACCCCCAGAAUCAUCUUAACCCCUCAGGGCCGUCGGCUAUCCGGGGUGGGCGCUGACCGCCCCGGUUUGGGCUCACCCCGAGUCGCCGAAAUCUUUGACCGGAGAGAGUCGAUCGGAGAAGCAGCGACGGACUUUGUGCCGAGCCAGCCUGUCAAUCCUCGCAGGACUGUAGCUUUCACAGACCCGCGGGUCAUGGAGGCGGAGAUUGACAGAGAAUAUCAAGAUGAGCAAUACCAGGAGGAUAGUCGAAGAAGUCCGGGCCGAGAGGGCAAUGGAUUCCGAGAUGAGAACGAGACUGCCCUUAAUCUGAGGGAGAUGAUACAAAGCCUCAGUCCCAAGAAGAAUCCACUCAAAGGACGAAAGAGCCUCCACAUUGGCAGCGCAAGGGGCCUUCUCGGGAAGCGGCCUGCUGAGCUGGACGAAGACGACGAAGGAGAGGAAACGGACGGCAUUAAACGACUUAGGGGGCAUCAAGGCAGUCCGGUCAAGAACAUCAGGCUACAGUCGCCCCCGUCCAAGGCUGAGACGACGACUGGCAGGAAAACCCGACCCAGUAUCAUGCCCGCAGACGCUGCGCAUUCUGACAAUAUCACACCGACUGGUGCCCGCUCUCCCCAAAGAACCACAACACCUAGGGGUCAAGGCCGGUUCAGGGAUGGCUACGACGAGCCAACAAACACGGUUGACCUGGACCACACUGCCCACAUACAGGAGGUUGAGAUGCAAGACGACGACGGAGAACGCAUUCACCUGCAAGAUUUCCUCAACAUGACCAGCAUCCGCUUCAUGGAAUUGACAACGACUAAGCGGCGACACACGGUUGCCCCAGGCGCUUCAAGAGAUAGUACCUCUGCUGGUGGGAAGGAUGAUAUGUCCCUUGAGCGAUGCGUCGUUGCUGGUGCGUGUACGGUGCCGAUGCUAGAGCUGUAUCAACACUCCUGUCGCGAGUUGAAGAAGUACAUCUCAGAAGGCCGACGCAUCGUCCGAGAGAUUGAGACGGAGACGUUUGAGGAGAACCCGCCUCUCUUCCGCGAGUACAUGACUGCAUCGCCAGAGUUCAAGGUCCUGAUGGAUAACCAGUUCAAGAACGUCAAAACGCAUGCCAGACUACUCAGCAAGGCCAUGUGGUACGAGUGGCGUAUGAAGCUGCAAGAAGGGCUCAAGGAGGGUCUCAUGAAGAUAGCCGAGGGCAUGGACAAUGACGACAGAUUGCUCAAAAAACAGCAGGAACUCUUGUCGUCCGUCUUGCCCGACAUGAUCAAACGGUUCGAGGCACUCCAGGCUGAGCACGAAAAUCUCGAGGCCGUCGCGCGUGAUCUUGCAGACUGCGAUCCCAAGGACCUCGAGGAUGCCAGGGCAGAGCUCGCCGCCGUGGACAAGAGCAUCGCGGAAAAGACCAGGAAGAUUGAGGAGCUUCGCCGGCAACUCGACGAGUCGACGCAGAGCAUCGAGUCAUCCACUCAGCAGAAACAGCAGUACCUGGAGGAGAUCCGAGAAGCGGACAGGAUCAGGGAAGAGUGCCGCGGGUGGUCCUCUGCAGAGAUUAGCAAGCUCAAAGGUAAGUCAGGCACGCAGGCAUCAGCUUUGUCAUAG
This is a messenger RNA of Canariomyces notabilis, 3708 nucleotides long. Its product is annotated as Spc7-domain-containing protein. Bases 1 to 3708 code for a protein of 1235 amino acids. Gene Ontology annotation, biological process: mitotic sister chromatid biorientation; protein localization to kinetochore; mitotic spindle assembly checkpoint signaling. The record is from RefSeq and is a predicted model, not a curated record. Gene Ontology annotation, cellular component: kinetochore. NCBI's taxonomy places the organism in Eukaryota, Fungi, Ascomycota, Sordariomycetes, Sordariales, Chaetomiaceae. The transcript has 3 exons.